AUGUUGAUAUCUCGACAGCUCCUUCUCUUGAGCCACUGGGCUCUCGGUGUCCUUGCUGCGAAAGACAACUUACAGCGAAAUCCCGUCGACACGCCACAGAAUAGAAGCUACUGGAGCCCUGGCUUUGACAUACAAACCGAUUAUGAAGACAAGACUCCCCCUGGCAGGCUACGUGAGUACGAGCUCACGAUAACUCAAGAAUGGAUUGCUCCCGAUGGAUACCUGACCUAUGGAACAGUCUUUAAUGGACGAUAUCCUGGCCCAACCAUUGAAGCUGAUUGGGGUGACACUUUACUUCUACAAGGAAUAACUGUGAUCAACAACCUCAAGAACUACAACGGAACGUAUUACUCAGUGCCCUGUCAAGACACAAAUGGACUUGUGGAUGUUGGAGGACCGCUAAUCAUCAAUGGACCGUCUGUCUUGGAUUAUGAUUUUGAUCUUGGCCCAUGGCUCUUUAGUGACUGGUAUCAUGCUGAUGCUUUUUCUCUUUACCAUGAGGAGCUCGAUACCGUCCGCAAUCUUGCGCCACUUCCAGAUUCAAUCGUCCUUAAUGGCAAAGGAGUUUGCGACUGCGACCAGGCCACUGAUAGUCGAUGCACUGGCAAGGCCGAGUAUUACGAAGUUCUUGUCACAGAAGGAAAGACAUACAAAAUCGCGGUUGAGAAUACCGGCACUCUUCUGACGCUCACAUUCUUUAUCGAUGGUCACAAUUUCACGGUAAUUGAAACUGACUUCGUUCCCAUUGAGCCGUACUCUACAAAUGUUUUGAAUGUCGGAAUAGGGCAACGAUACAUCAUACUCGUUGAAGCUAAUGCCUCUUUCGAGCACGGUACCAACUUCUGGAUUCAUGCACAUUACUGCGCUCUGGCUACAUUCUUCCCAACUUCGAGUGUUGGAAUAAUACGAUACGAUUCACACAACACUAGCGACCCCUACACUCCUCCUGCCAGUGAGCUAAAUCAGAAUUUCGGCUGCUCAGAUCCAGACCCGAAGGAUCUCGUUCCUAUUGUCAAGAGAACAGUCGGAAAUAGAGUCAACACCCAAGAGGAAGCAGACUACUUGAAAAUUGGGUUGGAAUUCUGGCCGAACGCAUCAGAUCCAAACUCUCACAUCCACAAAUGGAUGCUUCAGAACACUCCUUUAUAUCUCGACUGGGAGGAUCCUAGUCUCAAGAAGCUUGCCUUGGACAAAAACUCAUCCUUCCCUGCAGAGACUGUUCCUUACUUCUUGGACUUUGAGACCGACGAAUGGGUAUACUUCGUCAUCACUAACAAUUACUCUGUCGAAACAGUAUCUCCUCCUCGUCAAUCGAUUCAGUCAGUCCACCCUAUCCAUCUUCACGGGCACGACCUUCUCGUUCUUGCUCAAGGAGAAGGCUCAUUUACGAACGAUAUAGUACCAAACUUGAACAAUCCAUCCCGGAGAGACGUUACCGAUGUUCCAAUAGGCGGCUUUGUGUGGAUUGCCUUCAAGGUCGAUAACCCUGGAGCAUGGCUCAUCCAUUGCCACAUUGCGUGGCAUGCAAGCGACGGUCUUGCGUUGCAAUUCAUCGAGCAGCCUAAUAAAAUCAAAGGACUGUUGACCAAUGCUGGUGUGUUGCCUGAGUUUAGCCAACGAUGUGAUGAGUGGAGUGAUUGGUACACAGAGGUAAAUGAAAAGGUUGAUGCCCUGCAAGAGGAUUCGGGCAUUUAAGAUCUUGAUAAGUUCAAGGCACUCGCUUUGGCAUGCGCUAGUAUCAUAUUUAAAAGCUUCAAUGCUAGAUUUGGG
Mollisia scopiformis is the source of this 1770-nucleotide messenger RNA. RefSeq names its product Cu-oxidase-domain-containing protein. Gene Ontology annotation, molecular function: copper ion binding; oxidoreductase activity. Lineage: Eukaryota; Fungi; Ascomycota; Leotiomycetes; Helotiales; Mollisiaceae. The record is from RefSeq and is a predicted model, not a curated record. The transcript is spliced from 8 exons. The coding region runs from base 1 to 1695 and encodes 564 amino acids.